Capsicum annuum is the source of this 714-nucleotide messenger RNA. RefSeq lists its product as uncharacterized. The transcript is spliced from 3 exons. Bases 1 to 714 code for a protein of 237 amino acids. NCBI's taxonomy places the organism in Eukaryota, Viridiplantae, Streptophyta, Magnoliopsida, Solanales, Solanaceae. The record is from RefSeq and is a predicted model, not a curated record.
AUGUGCAAUAGGGCUACGGGUUAUAUCAAAGAGUCUACUAGAGAGGUAUUAAGUGUCUCAACCGGCUGGUCUGACAGGUAUCGGAGGGAUUGGUGGUGGAAUAAAGAUAUUAAGAAAAAGGUGGAGACGAAGAAGGCGGCUUAUGCUAAGCUGGUUGAGAGUAAGGAUGAUGAGCAGAAGAGGGUAAGUAGGGAGAAGUACAAGUUAGCUAAGAAGGAAGCUAAGUUAGCAGUUACGACUGCUAAGACAAUAACCUUCGAGAGUUUGUAUGAGGGGUUAGAAGAGAAAGACGGGGAGAAAAGGUUGUUUAGGCUGUCCAAGGCUAGGAAGAUGAAGGGUAAAGUCUGGACCAAGCUCUUGAAUGAAGAGGGGCACAGAGGUAUUAUGUUAGGGGAGUUGGAGCAUUCUGGGGAGCGCUGCAAUGUUAUCUAUUAUUGGUCUUUUAAGGUUAAGAAGGUAAGAGAGGCUAUCCAAAAGAUGAGAAUGGGCAGGGCAACGGGGCCCGACGAGAUCCCGGUGGAUUUUUGGAAGUUUUCUGGCGGGCCAGGGUUAAGGUGGCUGACCAACUUGUUCAACAACAUUUUCAAGUCCGCAAAGAUGCCUGAGGGGAAUGGAGAGAUUGAUAAGGAUGACUCUUCCCGUAUUGGGGCAGGUUGGAUGAAACGAAGUCUCGCUUCGAGAAUUUUAUGCGAAAAGAAGGUGCCCCCAAGCUGA